Molecule: messenger RNA, 4521 nt
Organism: Bombus pascuorum
Lineage: Eukaryota; Metazoa; Arthropoda; Insecta; Hymenoptera; Apidae
Gene: tho2
Product: THO complex subunit 2
Exons: 28
Coding region: 88-4362 (1424 amino acids)
Biological process (GO): mRNA processing; mRNA export from nucleus
Cellular component (GO): THO complex part of transcription export complex
Molecular function (GO): mRNA binding
Source: RefSeq, a predicted model, not a curated record
CGCUUGCAAUGGUGCAAAAUGGAGUCUAUUAACCUGUGAUGUUGAUACAAUUGUUUUUAAUUAUAAAAAGCUUUUCAUGGAAUUAAAAUGGCUGGUAAAGUGUGGAAUACAGAUAUAUGGAAAGCAUGGGAUAAACAUGGAAAAAAUGAUUUCCUCAAGUUAAUCAAGCACAAAUUUAAGGAAGGCAACACUGCAGAAUGGAGAAGAGGAUUGUACGAAUUAAUUUCGAAUGGAAUCCGUGGGAACAUAAAAAAGGACAAUGUUGUUCAGACAUUAGGUGAACUAACGAAUAUUGAUGGAGCAAUACCAUCUGCGAUAGUGGAUAUAUUUACACUGAUAGAUGCUGAGGCACAUAAUGAAGAAAGAAAUAAUUUUUAUUAUCUUGUAAAAGAAUCAGAAAAGUUUCUCACAGAUAGGAUAUUGAAGGAACGUUUAGAAAUUGAUACAUUGCAAGAUGUAGGAACUUUAAAAAACAAGAAUUUCCAAAUCAAAUUUAUUAAAGUGAAGACAAAAUUGUAUUAUAAACAACGGAAAUUUAAUUUAUUUCGAGAGGAAAGCGAAGGAUAUUCUAAACUUAUAGUGGAAUUGAAUCAGGAACGUCCAGAAAGUGAAGUAGCAUCAAUAUUGGAAAUUGUUAAGUCACUUAUCGGAUAUUUUAAUCUUGACCCUAAUAGGGUACUCGAUAUUUUAUUAGAAACUUUUGAAAAUCGACCUCAAGAUGAUGCGCUUUUUAUCCCUUUAAUUCGAUCAUAUAUGAGUGACCAACAGGUACUCUGCGAAGUUUUAGGAUUUAAAUAUUGUUCAACCGUUAAUGCUACUCCAUUUUCAUUGCAAAAAGUCACUGCACUCAUGUUACAACAUGGUGUCAUUAAAUUAGAUGAUAUAUUGCCUUGGUUGGUGCCAGAUGAUAAAACUAUUAUCAAAGAACACGAACAGGCAAUGAAACAGGCGAAAGAUUAUGUUCGCAAGUUAAGCGUAAUUUCUACGAAAGACAAAGAGGACGUACCAGAGGAGAAAGAAACUCCACAGGAUAAAUACACAAGUAAUCAGAAGUUCGGAUUAUGCGAAGCACUUCUAGAGACAGGAGCUUGGGAAGUAGCACAAAAUUUAUUCAAUCGAUUGCCCGAACACAGUUUCACCGAUCAACGUCCAAUUGCAUUAGCGCUGUGCAAAAUGAUUCAAUCUCUUAUCGAACCUGUUUAUCGCAAAAAUUGUAUAAUUUCGCCAAAAUUACAAGGUAGGAGAGUUCCACAAUUAAAGAGCUCUCUUGCUCCGAAACUAAUCGAGAGUCUCGAGGAGAUCCACGAUCAAUUAUUACCAAUGCUCAUAGUCCUUGGUCCCAAUCUACAUCAUGAUCCUGUUCUAAUGUACAAGAUCAUGCGAUUGUGUCAUGCGGCCAUAAAACAAUGUCCGUUAGAUGCUAAUAAGCAACCAAUUGAUAAAAAUAACAAUUUGUAUUACGACGUGUUGACUAUUCUCGAUGUAGCGUUACUGCCAUCAUUAUCAUUUAUGGACUGCAACUGUUGCGUUGCCGAAGAAUUGUGGAAUAUCUUAAAAUACUAUCCAUAUCAAAAUCGAUAUUGUUUGUACGCACGAUGGAAGAACGAUACACCUUUGCAACAUGCUGCUCUUUUAAGAAAACGAGCAGAUGCGCAAAAGAAAAUUAAGUCUAUCAUGAAAAGAGUGAGUAAGGAAACCAUAAAGCCUGUAGGGAGGUCAAUAGGCAAACUUACACAUUCUUCGCCCGGUGUAUUGUUCGAUUACAUUCUUAUACAAAUCCAAUUGUAUGAUAACCUUAUAGGACCUGUUGUAGAUUCUCUAAAAUAUUUGACUAACAUUUCUUAUGAUGUACUUGGUUACUGUCUUGUGGAAGCUUUAGCUGGUGCUGACAGAGAUAGAUUUAAACAUGAUGGCACCAGCAUAUCUCUUUGGCUCCAAUCCCUUGCUUCGUUUUGUGGAGCCAUAUUUAAGAAGUAUAAUAUUGAACUUACUGGUUUGCUGCAGUAUGUAGCUAAUCAACUUAAAGCACAAAAAAGCCUAGAUUUAUUAAUAUUGAAAGAAAUAGUACAAAAGAUGGCGGGUAUCGAAGCCGCUGAGGAGAUGACUUCGGAUCAGUUAGAUGCCAUGGCAGGUGGAGACUUAUUAAAAAAUGAAGCUGGGUACUUCAGUCAAGUACGCAAUACAAAGAAAUCAUCACAACGUUUAAAAGAAGCUCUAGCUGAACAUGAUCUUGCUGUAGCAUUAUGUCUUUUAAUGGCACAGCAAAAACAUUGUGUUGUGUAUAGGGAAACAGAUAAAUCUCAUCUUAAACUCGUGGGAAAACUAUAUGAUCAGUGUCAAGAUACAUUAGUUCAAUUCGGUACCUUCUUGGGAUCCACUAUGACAGUAGAUGAAUAUGUAGAAAGACUUCCCUCCAUACAUUCUAUGCUCCAGGACAAUCAUAUACAUUCUGAUGUCGCAUUUUUUCUUGCAAGACCAAUGUUUGCACAUGCCAUUAAUAUUAAGUAUGAUGCCCUACGUAAAGCUGAUCCAAAUUACAAAAAGAUGUCAACUGCUAUGAAGCAAGCAAAGUACGCAGAAGCUGCACAAGCAGUUAUGGCACCUGUUGCUCAGUCAGUCAGACCUUUACAUCCUUUGAAAGUAUGGGAGGAUAUCUCGCCACAGUUCCUGGUGACAUUUUGGUCCUUGUCUAUGUACGAUUUAUAUGUUCCUGUGGAGAGUUACCAGAGAGAAAUUAACAAACUAAAGCAACUUGCGGCACAAAGUGCCGAUUCCAAAGAUGUGAAUGUUAGCAAGGGGAAGAAAGAGCAAGAAAGAUAUACGACUCUAAUUGAGAAACUACAAGAUGAAAGGAGAAAACAGGAAGAGCACGUUGAAAAAGUAUUUGCAUAUCUAAGACAAGAAAAAGAUACAUGGUUUUUAUCUCGAAGCGCAAAAUCAGCGAAAAAUGAAACGAUAACGCAAUUUCUGCAACUGUGUCUGUUUCCUCGAUGUACAUUUACAACCGUGGAUGCCAUGUAUUGCGCUAAAUUCGUUCAUACUAUACAUUCUUUAAAGACUGCGAAUUUUUCAACCCUUCUUUGCUAUGACAGACUAUUCUGUGAUAUAACAUAUUCAGUUACCUCAUGUACCGAAAACGAAGCUAAUCGUUAUGGAAGAUUUUUAUGCGCCAUGCUGGAAACAGUAAUGAGGUGGCAUUCUGAGAAAGCCAUAUUCGAUAAGGAAUGUAGCAAUUAUCCGGGAUUUGUAACAAAAUUCCGAGUUAGCAAUCAAUUCUCUGAAGCCAAUGAUAUGGUAGGAUUUGAAAAUUAUAGACAUGUGUGUCACAAGUGGCAUUACAAAAUUACAAAGGCGAUUGUAGUUUGUUUGGAUUCUAAGGACUACGUACAAAUAAGAAAUUCCUUGAUAAUAUUAAUAAAAAUAUUACCACAUUUCCCUGUUCUGGCAAAAUUAUCUCAAAUUCUUGAACGUAAAGUAGAAAAAGUGAGAGAGGAGGAACGUGGACAACGCCAAGAUUUGCAUGUACUAGCAACGUCGUACAGUGGCCAAUUAAAAGCCAAAACUCCAAACAUGAUUCGCGAAGCAGAUUUUCAUCACGUAGGGGAUAAGGCUGGAAAAACACAAGAUACUUCAAAUAGUGAUAAUUCGGAUAAAGCUGGCGAUGGAAUAUCGAGUAAAGAAAUUACAAACGGCGACUCUAGGAUAGAGAAAGAGAGUAAGGAUCAACGAGAAAAACGAAGUGCAUCGAAUCAAUUGCAUCAUGACAGCUCAGAAAAAAUUAGAAAAAAAGAAGAAAGCAAGGAAAGUUCUGAAGGGAAAGACAAACAUUUAAAAAAGGACGAAAUUAAGGAAGAGGACACAAUAGAUAAAAAAGACCGAAAAUACUAUAAAGAGGAACACUAUUAUGGCAGUGGUGUAGAUAAUUUAGACCGUGAUCUUUCUAGUGUAUCAAAUAGUAGUGCUAGUUCUGGACCCACGCAAGAUGGAUCAGAUAGAGAUGCCAAAAGAAGAAAAGUUGAGAAUGUACAAAAGGAGGGUAGACGUGCUGAAGGAAGUCUUGACAAAAAAGAGCGCUCGAGUAAAGGCAAAAUAAGGGACGAACAGAAAGAAUUGCGCAGGGAAAAGAAAUUUGCACGAAAAAGGGAUAGGACAGACGAAUCAGCGGUGACGACCGAACAGAAAAGAAGAAAAGAUGAUGAGAAAGCAAAAGGAACACAUCAAAAUGGUGAUAUCCCCGAGCAUAGGGAAAAACAUCAUUAUAACAAGGAAAAGUCACCCUACACAAAGGAACGUACUCAUGAACGGGAGGGCCGCGAAAGCCGGGACAAACAUAGGAGAAGUUCGGAUCCCAAACGAAGAUGAUGUACAACAAUGGAAAAAAUUUGACUUAACAUUUUAUAUACUACGUUUGGUGUUGCAUGUAAUUAAGGUAGAAUUCACAUAAUAAAGAAAAAAGAUAGCGAAUAAAUUGUAUAUUAUAUUAACGUCCAAUUUUAUAAAAUAAAGUAGGUAACAAAAGCA